Molecule: messenger RNA, 3774 nt
Organism: Branchiostoma floridae (Florida lancelet)
Lineage: Eukaryota; Metazoa; Chordata; Leptocardii; Amphioxiformes; Branchiostomatidae
Product: probable serine/threonine-protein kinase drkD
Exons: 13
Coding region: 7-2544 (845 amino acids)
Biological process (GO): signal transduction; protein phosphorylation
Molecular function (GO): protein kinase activity; protein binding; ATP binding
Source: RefSeq, a predicted model, not a curated record
GACUUCAUGAUGACCGAGAAAGACGAGGUUGUCGUGGCCAUGUUCAACUGGGAGGCGCAGACAGUGGACGACCUGGACAUCAAGGAGAAUGAGCGGCUUAUACUACUGGAUGACACCGGUUUGUGGUGGCGCGUACGGAACGCCAAGAACCAGGUCGGCUACGUGCCUUCGAACUACGUCAGACGGGAGAACAGUAAAGAAGGGGAAUCAAACUACUUGCAGACGGGAAAUUCCAAUAUGGCGGCAUGCCUGAACCUCCAGCCUCAGACCGUCAACGGUCUCCUUAAACUUGACCUGAGUAACCAGGGUCUGACGUCCAUCCCGGAGGAGGUGUUUGAUAUCACUGACCUGGAGGUUCUAGAUGUGUCCAGAAACAAACUAACCAGCAUCCCGGAAGCAAUCGGCCGUCUGCAGAACCUUUCCCGUUUGGACGCUGACGGCAACAUGCUGACAAGUUUGCCACAGGCUAUCGGCUCCUUGCAGAAAAUGACGCACCUGUACAUUUAUAAUAAUCAGCUGAAAGAGGUACCUCCAGGGGUUUGUAUGCUGUCUAAUCUUCAGGUGUUGGAUGCGAAUAAUAACAAAUUUUCCACCUUCCCUCCUGAUGUCAGCAGCAACAAGCUUUCCGCCUUCCCUCCUGGCGUGGAAAAGCUACAGAAAUUGAAAGAACUGGGCAUUGCGGAUAAUAAGCUGACAAAGCUUCCACCGGGCGUUUGUUUGCUGUCUAACCUUGAGAGAUUAAUUGCUAAUCGAAAUCCCAUCGCGUAUCUCCCUGAUGACGUCACGCGACUGAAAAGGCUGAAGUUGCUUGACGUGGCUUCCUGUCAGUUUGAUGAGUUCCCCAGACAGGUGUUGCGACUGAAGACACUGGAGGAACUAUAUGCUGGACAACCCGAAGGGCGCAAGUUUGGCACUGUUCCAGACGAAUUGGGAAAUCUACAACACAUGUGGUUCUUAUCAUUGUCGCGGAACCUCCUCAGAACCCUUCCGAGCACCUUGAGUCACCUGCACAACCUGCGGGAGGUCUACCUCUCGAACAACAAGUUCGACACGUUCCCAGAAGCCCUGUGUGAACUACCUGCCAUGGAGAAACUGUACAUAAGGAACAACAACAUCACCAGGAUCCCAACCGCCCUUCACCGAGCAGACAAGCUGAAGGACUUGUGUGUUUCUGGAAACCCCCUGACAUACCCUCCACAGGACGUAUGUAAACAAGGGACCGGCGCCAUCAUGGCCUUCCUGAAACAGGAGGCUGAGAAAGAUGAGAGAAUUCUCCGUGCCUUCAACCGCCUGUCCGUGAGGAUGAGCCAAACCCAGUGGAAACCUCUCGCCCGGAGCCUGGGGCUCAGCAACAGGGCGGUGGACGCCAUCAAGGCUUCCGCUCCAGACGAUGUUCCUGACCAGGUGUACCAGACCCUGGAACAGUGGAGAGAGAAGGAAGGUGAGGCGGCCACACUUUCCGCCCUGGAGCAGCACCUCAGAGACCUGGACUUCCAGCAGCUGGCGGAGCAGCUUUUACCAGAACCCAGGACCCCAGACCGUAGAGGCCAAGAAACUGGAGCCGUCGGUUUAGUUGAUGGCCAAGAGAAAGAUGCGCUGCAGAACAGCGCGAGGAGAUACCCCAGCGUCACGGUUGACCAGAAGUUUCCCAUCAUCCAUUUUGACCGACUCGAGGAACAGUCCAUUCUCGGCCGUGGGGGGUUCGCCUACGUAAUGAAAGCCCGACAUCUGGACUGGAAGCAGGACGUGGCUGUCAAAUGUCUGUUUACUCGCCAGAUAGAAGGAAGUGAGCAAGACGUGCUGUACUCCGAGGCGAGGAAACUGAACCUGGGAAGCCGAUCAGACCACGUCAUCAGUCUGCUGGGGGUCUGUCUGGAUCCAAACUUCGCCAUCGUGAUGCCCUACAUGGAGAACGGCUCUCUGGCCGGGCUGCUGCGGGAUGUGGACGUGCCCUGGGUCCUGAGGUGGAGAAUGGCGCACGAGAUCUCCCUGGGGAUGACUUUCCUGCACUGCCAGAACCCACAGAUUCUCCACUGUGAUCUGAAGGCAGAGAACGUGCUACUGGAUGGGGACUUCCACGUGAAGAUUUCAGACUUUGGGCUGUCCAAGUGGAAAGCCGAAUCUCGUGUUGUCACCAAAACCAGCCCGGAAGGAAGCACUAUCACGCAUGCGCCACCGGAGUACUUUGCUGACAUCAACCUGGCUCCCAACACCAAGUUUGAUGUCUACAGUUUUGGGGUGCUGCUGUGGGAGAUUGUCACUAGAACACAGCCCUAUGGACUUGCUGCCAACUCGGCCCUAAUCUCCAUAGCGGUCACCAUGGGUCAACGACCUGACCUGACCCUGAUCCCCACCGACCGGGAGGACGUGACGUCAGUGAGCGAACUGAUGCAGACAUGUUGGAACCAGAACCAGGAGGACAGGCCACCGUUCGACGACUGUGCUGACAAGCUCCACCAUCUGAUCGACGGAUUUAGUCAGCAGGAGAUUCUACAGGCCAUCAGCACUGUGGUUAAGAUGAAGGCUGCAGCCAGCAAGAAGUAACAAUGCAGACGACUGUCAUGUACGAGAACGUGUCCAUCGUGGUGACUUCUCUGCUACUGUAACAGUAAUUGAGCAUUAUGUUAAGCCAUGUAAGUAUAAGUAUGGUUAUGGAGAAGAUAAGUUGUUCUUAUUGUAAUUUUCGACAGAAUCAUCAGCUGUCUGACCCAAUCGCUCUGGACACUUGACGUCAGCAAUGAGUCAAGGGUUGUCGGAAGUCCAGAGCAACCGGGUCAGAGAGCUGACGAAGACUGAGUACAAAUUCUUGAGUUGGAGGACAGUUUAACUGUAAUGUAUCAAGUCAAGUAAAGAUCCCAACAAUAGUAGCACAUCUGUUCAAUACUAUCGUUGGGAUCUUUAUUUGAUGUUUACCUAAUGUUUGAUCAGAAUCAUCACCAAGCUGUUGUUUUAAAACAACAGCUUGGUGAUCAUUCUGAUUAAACAUUCAAUGUUCUACUAAUCACAGGAACUUGUCAACUGACGUAUCAUGACGACUUCUCUGAUACUGUAAUUGAUUCUAAUUUAGAGCCAUAAUGAUUAGUAUGCCUUUUCAAUAGUUAAUAUAUGCUAGUUUGGUUUAGUUGAGAUCUAGUCUUGUGGUUGUUAAAACGUCAACUUUAUCUGCGAACAGUGGUACAGUGGUAUGAUGAUAAUUCGGCUUUAAAGCUGCCAAAUACUUGACCUGACUUUUGGCCUUUCUGUUCCUGUAAUGAGCCAUGAGCUCAUGUAGUCCAUGGACCAGGACGGUUUUUUGUACCACCGAAAGGGACCAGAGCUACUAUGGAUUUUUUAAAGCUUGCUUUCAUGGAUUAAAAUAAACUUUGGUUAUUGCAGAUUCAAAAAAUGCAUGAUAGCUCUGGUCCCUUUCAGUCGUACAAAUAUCGUCAAUUUCGGGUCCUGGCCCAUGGACUAAUAGGCUUUCAUCAUUCAUAUCAGUAACGUGUAAGGUGGUGUUGAUAACUUGACAUCGAUGUGAGCAUGAGAAAGACACUACUGAGAUAUUAUUUGCAUCUUCCUCGACAUCUAAUUCUGGUUUGUAAAAUAGGUUUAGUGGUUUAUUGGCAGGACUAGUGUGAUGAAAUGAAAUUGUUUGUAGUUUAUUGUGACUUGCUAUACUAGUAUUUUGCUCUCAUCUAACUUUUUAAAUCAUAUCAUUAUACCAUUAGAUCAUUGAUUUUAGUCCCAUACGUAUUACAUAGCGAUGUGGUAGCCUCUACCAGGCUCCGUGGUUCG